Penicillium riverlandense is the source of this 1107-nucleotide messenger RNA. RefSeq lists its product as uncharacterized. Gene Ontology annotation, biological process: protein N-linked glycosylation. Lineage: Eukaryota; Fungi; Ascomycota; Eurotiomycetes; Eurotiales; Aspergillaceae. The coding region runs from base 1 to 1107 and encodes 368 amino acids. The transcript has a single exon. The record is from RefSeq and is a predicted model, not a curated record. Gene Ontology annotation, molecular function: glycosyltransferase activity.
AUGAUCAGUUUUACCUUGUGUAUCGCACUAUACAGUUUUUCUCGGCACUCAACGACCGUAGCGAUUUACCGAGGCCACGAGGGUUAUACUCGCCCUGACGACUACGCCCAUUCUACCUUGAGUCUAAAUUCAAUAAUCACUCCGACUGCCACCCCAAGUCCCCCAACUACAAAGAAACCCUCGAGGACCCGCUACGCUGUCGCCAUAUUUAUUGGUACGGAAUUUGAGGCGAAGGAAGAUGCUGAGGACGACGAACAUAUGUACUAUGUAGGAGCUCGGACGUUGAUUUAUCAGCUACUCCAUGCAGAGUGUACAAAAUUCAGCAGUCCAGUUUCUAUUGUGAUUCUGGUCACCAAAGGUGUGCGCGACAGCAAGCGACAGCGACUACGGGAUGAUGGUGCGAUAGUCGUCGAGGUUGAGGAUAUGGAACACUCUAUCGAAAUUGAGGUCGGCCGCUAUCAAGAAGUGUUCAACAAGUUACAAGUCUUCGAUCCUAGCAUAAUGCCAUUCGAAAAAGUGGCCUUGCUCGAUGCAGAUAUGGUCAUCACUCGUCCUCUCGACGCAAUCUUCGAAGACCCUGCUUCUCAGCGCUUCCUAGUCAAUCAGAAUGCGACAAAUCCACUUGCCCCCGGCUUGCCCCCGAUUCCUAGUAGCUAUGUGUUAGCUUCGACGCCCGAUAUUGCUUAUAGGCCAUUCGGCUUUCCUCCUAACCUAGCCGCUGAAGACAAUCGCGACUAUUUUAAUGCUGGUGUGAUCGUGCUCUCACCUUCUACAGAACUUUUCAAACUCUAUCUUGCCGUCCUUGGCCGCCCGGAGUUAUUCGAUGGCUUCUGGCCUGAGCAGAAUCUCCUUAACUACGUCCACGGCCGGGAUGGGCCGAUGCCCUGGGGAAGCCUUGAUUUGUUAUGGCAUCUUCCAGACCCCACUGCAGCUGAUUUUGAGGCUGGCAUGGCUAUCCUUCACUGCAAGUUUUGGAAUCCAACUUCGGAUCCGUGUCAGCAGAGUGCGGUUUCUCGACGGUGGGAAAUGCAGGGAUACUGGAGCGGUAGGGAGGAAAGAUCGGCGGAAAGAUCGGAGGGGGAGUCGGGAGACUUGAAGAGAGUCUAG